Phodopus roborovskii (desert hamster) is the source of this 1643-nucleotide messenger RNA. It is a transcript of the gene Polm, whose product is annotated as DNA polymerase mu. NCBI's taxonomy places the organism in Eukaryota, Metazoa, Chordata, Mammalia, Rodentia, Cricetidae. Bases 109 to 1596 code for a protein of 495 amino acids. The record is from RefSeq and is a predicted model, not a curated record. Gene Ontology annotation, molecular function: DNA binding; DNA-directed DNA polymerase activity. Gene Ontology annotation, biological process: double-strand break repair via nonhomologous end joining. The transcript has 11 exons. Gene Ontology annotation, cellular component: nucleus.
AGCAGAUAGCACUUCCUCUCGCUGCAAGCUUCCUCGCGGUCCUUCCGCCUUCUUUCCUGACUUUGGCUUCCUCUGCGGCCUUCCGUGUCUCCAGAGUUCCGUGUCCAGAUGCUUCCCAAGCGGCGGCGAGUGCGGGCUGAGUCACCACGCUGCAUUGUUGCUUCCUCCGCGCCGCCGCCGCCGCCGGCGCGCUUCCCGGGGGUGGCCAUUUACCUGGCGGAACCGCGCAUGGGCCGCAGCCGCCGGGCCUUCCUCACGCGCCUAGCGCGGUCCAAAGGCUUCCGCAUCCUAGAUACCUACAGCUCAGAGGUGACACAUGUGGUCAUGGAGCAGACUUCAGCCAAGGAGGCCAUCUGCUGGCAGAAGAACAUGGAUGCUCAUCUCCCAGGUUGCCCCCAGCCAGUUCUGCUGGACAUCAGCUGGUUUACAGAGAGCAUGGCCGCUGGGCAGCCUGUCCCUGAGGAGCCCCGGCACCGCUUGGAGGUAACUCAACCCAAGAAGGAGCCCCCAAGCUCAGUGAUGAUGCCAGCUUAUGCCUGUCAGCGACCCACCCCACUCACACACCACAACGUUACCCUCUCAGAGGCUCUGGAGAUCCUGGCAGAGGCUGCAGGUUUUGAAGGCAAUGAGGGCCGCCUUCUCUCCUUCUACAGAGCAGCCUCGGUGCUCAAGUCCCUUCCCUGCCCUGUCACAUCCCUGAGCCAGCUGCAGGGGCUGCCCCACUUUGGAGAGCAUUCCUCUAGAGUAAUCCAGGAGCUGCUGGAACAUGGAACAUGUGAGGAGGUGGAACAGGUUCGCUGCUCAGAAAGGCACCAGACCAUGAAGCUCUUCACCCAAGUCUUUGGGGUCGGUGUGAAGACUGCCAACCGGUGGUACCUGGAAGGACUGCGAACCCUGGAGGAGCUCAGAGAGCAGCCGCAGAGACUGACCCAGCAGCAGAAAGCAGGGCUUCAGUACUACCAGGACCUGAGCACCCCAGUUGGUCGAGCUGAUGCUGAGGCUCUGCAGCAACUGGUGGAGGCAGCCGUGAGACAAACCUUGCCUGGAGCCACUGUCACACUGACUGGCGGUUUCCGGAGGGGGAAGUUACAAGGUCAUGAUGUGGAUUUCCUUAUCACUCACCCUGAGGAGGGCCAAGAAGUGGGGCUGCUGCCCAAAGUGAUGAGCCACCUACAGAGCCAGGGACUUGUCCUGUAUCACCAGUACCAUCGCAGCCACUUAGACUCUACCCACCUCCUGCGGCAGAACUACACCAUGGAUGCUUUUGAAAGGAGUUUCUGCAUCUUGGGCUUGCCCCAAUCCCCACAUGCAGCUUCAGCGGGGGCCCUGCAUCCCUGUCCAACACGGAAAGCCGUGAGAGUAGAUCUUGUGGUCACUCCCAAUAGCCAGUUCCCCUUUGCUCUUCUUGGCUGGACUGGCUCCCAGCUUUUUGAGCGGGAGCUACGGCGUUUCAGUCGGCAGGAGAAAGGGCUGUGGCUGAACAGCCAUAGUCUUUUUGAUCCUGAGCGGAAGACAUUUUUCCAUGCAACUUCUGAGGAAGACAUUUUCAGAUUCCUGGGCCUCAAGUACCUUCCUCCAGAGCAGAGAAAUGCCUGAUCCUGCCUGCUGGCUACCACAUCCACCAUCCACAAAAAAUGAGGGGU